CAGCCUCGGUUACGAUGCGCAUCAGAAGUUUCUCUCACUUUUUAUUUUCAACGCUCUUCAUUUUUGUGGUCGUGAGCGAAAACCCACUAACGACUAGCAGGAAUUUCGAGCAAAUAGCAAAAACAGCGGAAUGUGUUUUAAAACUCUCAGCUAAAUAUUUCGUCGAAAAGAAAGCUUUAAGUGGAAGUAUUGUAAUAAUCAACAUUAACUCUUAUGCCUCGACUACACAAGAGCUACUUUUGAAGACAAUACACGGAGGCAUCAAAUAUUCAGUGAUGGUAAAGGAUUCUUAUUAUCCGCAUGCUAACGCAUCGCAUUUUCCUGAGAAAGCCAAAAAUUAUAUGCUUAUUUUGGAAGAGAAGACAGAAUUGACAAGAAACAUAUUGCAGCUAAACAAAUUACCUACUUGGAAUCCAUUAGCGAAGGCUAUAGUUUACUAUCAGUUGGGAGACGGCGAGUCUGCGGAGAGAACCGCCAUACAAUUUAUAAACGAGCUUCGACAAUACAAACUUUUUAAAAGCAUAAUCUUCAUAUAUUCUCCGCUGGAUGGCGAAGUUGUUUCAUACUCCUGGCGGCCUUAUAGCGAUACGAACUGCGGGGGAAGUUGUGAUUCAGUUUAUAUCCUAGAUAGAUGUAAAGAUAAAACGAUAAAAGAAAUUGAAAGACAGGCUGAAAUGUUUCCACCAGAUAUGAAGGAGUGUCCUUUAGUAGUUCAUGCUGUUGUGUCAGAGCCUUAUGUGUUGCCACCAUUUACAGAAAUAGACCAUCCAAAAUUUAAUAAAACAUUUUUGUUUGAUAAAGGCGGGGAGAUAAAUCUUGUAAAAAUUAUAAACCAAUUUACAAACAUGACGCUUGUGACGACUAUGUCCGACAUUCCCGAAAAUUGGGGAACUAUAUAUCCCAAUGGAUCAGCUACAGGAGCAUUUGAAAUACUGCGGAGUGACAAAGCUGAUUUAUUAAUUGGCAACAUCGAAGUUACCAGGACUAUACGAAAAUGGUUUAACCCUACAGUGAGUUACACCCAAGACGAAAUGACCUGGUGUGUCCCAAAGGCUGGUCAAGCGUCAACGUGGAAUAAUUUGGUAAUUAUUUUUCAAUGGUCGACUUGGGUGGCAACGUUUGUUAGUUUGGUGAUCAUGGGUAUUUUGUUUCAUUAUCUUUAUUAUAGAGAAAAUGGACGUAAAGUAACAAGAUGGCCGACUAAUUCGCUCCUUAUGACAUUCAGUAUGCUGCUCGGCUGGGGAUCAUCGUUCGAGCCGAAAAGCGCAACAUUCCGCAUCCUAAUCUUCGGUUGGCUUUGCUUCAGUGUAAACAUGGGGAUUUCAUACGAAUCGUUCUUGAGAAGUUUCCUAAUGCACCCGCGAUUUGAAAAGCAGAUAAGCAGCGAAGCGGGUCUUAUACAGUCUGGAAUUCCUUUGGGAGGCAGAGAGAUUUACCGAUCCUAUUUUGAGACUAAUAACGCGAGUUCGUUUUAUUUGUACCGCAAAUAUAACUCAACAUCAUUCGCUUCGGGGAUUCGGCGGGCAGCUUUGGAUAGGAAUUAUGCGGUUGUAUCGUCAAGACGACAGGCCGAAUACCAAGACCAGAAAUUGGGGAAAGGUUCGCAUUUGAUCUACUGUUUCCCGGAGAGUAACAACCUUUAUAAAUACGGAGUGGUGUUGUUGGCAAGAAAAUGGUUUCCUAUGUUGGAAAGGUUUAAUAAUAUAAUACGGAGCGUAUCGGAAAACGGUUUGAUAGACAAGUGGAACGAAGAGCUGUUCAUUCGAAGGGGGAGUGUUGAAGGGGCCAGCACUAUCGUGCCACUUGGUGUUCCGCAUUUAUUGGGCGCUUUCAUGUUUAUAGGUUUGAUGUACGCUACCAGUAUCGCUGUGUUUUUCGCUGAAUUGGCAAUCGGCUGUAUUACGAAAAAGAUUUCGAGGCGAAAUUAAAACGAGAUUGUUUCAUUGUACAUUAGAAAAUAGCGUAUCCAAUUAAUUCCUUUUAGAAAAAAGUUCGUAUCUAAAACACCAACGUUUGGAAUAACUGUUAAAUAAUUUAAAUUGAAAGAAAUAAACAAGUAGACCUAUCCAUCAAAAGUUUGUUCAUUUAAAACUUUUGUAGAUAACAAAACGGUUUCACCCUCUUUUGUUUGUUCAUCUUCAACAGAUGUCUACGUUGAUUUUCGUCAAUGGUGUAUAAUAUCAAUUCUAUAAUUAUUCUGUAAUAAGCAAGACAAAUUAUAGGAACACUUCAUAUGUUCACAUGAAUAUCGUUAUAGAUGGCUGUAGGAUAAAAAUUCUCAGCAACUGAUAACAAUAACAGCAUUUGCAAAGGGUUAAAACCGGGCAGGCGUUUUAAGCAUACACCUUGCUUGGGAGCGUUAUAGACGAGAAUGAAAUAAAAGUACAGACGAAGAAAUACAUCUAAGACAGAAAACAUUCGAUUUUGCACCUUAAAGUUCUGUAGUUAAAGAAUUGUGCUUCUCAUUUUCGAUACAUUAAUAUCAAUUAAGGUGAAUAUCCUGAUCAAUGCGAAACCCUAUCAUCAUAAAAUCAUUAUAAUUGCCUACUCUGGUAUAUGAAACGCAAACCACGUGUGGUGAUAGCUCAAAUGUAACAUCAACAUUUCCGCAUAUCACUGAAACAAUACCUACCUUUAUUUAAACCCUAAGCAUAUUGUUUUAAGGUGUAUAUUUGGUUGAGCUAUUUUCCGACCAACCGAAUAUUUUGUCACAAGAAAUAUGACAGUGCUAAUGCUCUCUUUGAUG
This is a messenger RNA of Plodia interpunctella (Indianmeal moth), 2746 nucleotides long. RefSeq lists its product as uncharacterized. The record is from RefSeq and is a predicted model, not a curated record. The transcript has a single exon. NCBI's taxonomy places the organism in Eukaryota, Metazoa, Arthropoda, Insecta, Lepidoptera, Pyralidae. Bases 15 to 1928 code for a protein of 637 amino acids. Gene Ontology annotation, molecular function: ligand-gated monoatomic ion channel activity. Gene Ontology annotation, cellular component: membrane.